This is a messenger RNA of Pieris macdunnoughi, 1434 nucleotides long. Lineage: Eukaryota; Metazoa; Arthropoda; Insecta; Lepidoptera; Pieridae. The record is from the annotation of a GenBank genome assembly.
AUGGCAUUAUUAAUAAAUAAAUGUAUUAAUGUAAAAAACUUAAGUCGAUGUCAUAAAGUGUGUUUAACUAACAGAAUUCUACGACAAUGUACGCGCACGAACAGUGGUGUUAUUCUAGAUAAGAGGAAAAAUAAUUUACAUAACAUUGAAGGUUUAAAAAGACAGAUACAUUACACAAAUGUAGCAUUGAAAUCAGUUGCAUUCAAAUUAUCAGAUAUUGGGGAAGGAAUCCGUGAGGUUGUUAUAAAAGAAUGGUUUGUCAAAGUCGGUGACAAAGUGCAGCAAUUUGAUAACAUUUGCGAAGUUCAAAGUGAUAAAGCAUCAGUGACGAUAACUAGUCGAUAUGACGGUGUUGUCACCCGUCUCUACCAUGAAGUGGAUCAAACAGCAUUGGUAGGCCAGCCUCUAGUUGACAUAGAAGUCGAAGGAACGGAAGAAGAAGCCUCAUCAACACCAACAAAAGUUGAAGAAAGUAUUAAGUCAGAUGUUUCAGCUUCUUCGCUAGUAGACAAUUCUAAUACAAAAGGCAAAGUUCUUACAACACCAGCUGUUAGAAGAAUUGCCUCUCAGUUUCAGGUAAAUCUGAAUUCAGUCCCAGCUACCGGUAGAAAUGGACGGCUGCUCAAAGAAGAUAUACUAGCAUACUUAAAUAUUACUUCUGAUAAAUCAAAUGAAGUGCCAGACCUUCCUAAUGAACCUGUAGUUGAAGUUAAGUCAAAACCAGAAAUAAUACUAGAAGACAAAGUGGUCCCUGUAACUGGAUUCACUAAAGCUAUGGUUAAAUCAAUGACAGAGGCUAUGAAAAUACCACACUUUGGUUUUAGUGACGAAUACAAUGUUACAAAAUUAGUAGAAAUGAGAGAGACACUUAAACAAAUUACCCUCAAGCGUGGAGUGAAAUUGACUUACAUGCCUAUAAUUGUUAAAGCCGCUUCUUUAAGUCUACUUAAACACCCUAUUUUAAACAGCAGUUUGGACAGUUCGUGUGAAAAUAUUAUUUACAAAGCAAGCCACAAUAUAGGCGUUGCUAUGGAUACGCCGAAUGGAUUAGUGGUUCCUGUCAUAAAGAAUGUCCAAAACAAAACUGUAUUAGAAAUAGCCAAGGAGUUAAAUCUUAUACAAGAGAAAGGCGCGAAAGGUCAACUCGGUCUGAGCGACCUUUCAGGUGGAACUUUUACGAUUUCAAAUAUUGGAAAUGUUGGAGGAACUUACACGAAGCCUGUGAUAUUACCAACACAAGUAUCCAUUGGAGCUUUGGGAAAGAUUCAGAAAUUACCGCGAUAUGACGAAGAGGGAAACGUGAAGCCUGCACAUAUCCUAACAGUCAGUUGGUCCUCCGACCAUAGAGUAAUUGAUGGAGUUACCAUAGCAAGAUUUUCAAAUGACCUCAAGAGUUAUUUAGAAAACCCGUACCUCUUACUUUUGGAUCUGUAA